AUGAACUCUCGAGAUAAAAUUCAAGCGACGUUUUCAUGUCUACUCAUUGGGCUAUGUGAAUUAUCAGAAAAGAACCUGGGCGAAGCUGGGUUAUCGUUCACAGUCGCACAAGCUACGAAAGUGCUGCAGAGCUGCUUUAUCAAGCGAACGACUGGCUGUGUGGAGCAGACCACGAGGAUCAAAAUUUCAAAACAUCAUAGCUUUUUGUUUCUCAAAGAGUUUGUUUCUUUACAUUUGCUAUUUCCUUCCACAAUCAUUGGCCCCCUUCAUCAAAACUCCACCCUUCGUCCCACCGCCAAGGGGCUGGCUUUAUUACACAAUUUCUGUACCAAAAACGGUACGAUGACCGGGCCGGUUUGCCAAUUGUUGCAGUCGCUUUAUAAUACAUUGGAUCUGGUAGUCUUACCAAGGGACAGCCAGGGCAAUAUCAAAGUCUCUUCCGGACUUGUAUUUACGCUGUGGAAAAAAGUUCUGGGAGAGCAGCCUUGUGUAUUUGACGCCAAAAUUCACCCCGACAAAGUUACGGGCAUGGGGUUCCAUAAUGUUGCUGGCAGGUAUGCGAAAAGCUUGAGAAAGUUUGAGAUUCCAACUCCCACUGGGAACUCGCCGUAUUUCAAAAAGUACUUCAAUCAUCCAAAUUCAAACGCUCUGAGCCAGUAUUGGGAAGCUUCUGGAGUUCGGCUAUUUUCGAAUCUCACUUUCCAGGGCAAAAAAAAGAACACUCGAGACUAUGUUGUUUCCGGAAAGGCUUUAUGGCAGUGGAUUAUGGACUGCACUGAUGUUUUAAGCAUGAAAGAGGCAAUGACCAUUGUCCAUCUGUUUCUGGUCAACAAACUCAUCAGACCAAUCAGGGAAGAGGUUUGUGAGUCGGUUGGGUUCGAAGACAAACUGCCUCUGAUUGUGUCGAGACUGACACUGUACGAUAUAACCAGUUUAGGGCGCUCCGUUGCAAACUGGACCCACGAGAUGGAAGUCACCCACAUCACAGCAAACAAUCUCAAGAUUCAAAGGAGCCCAGCCAAGGGCACGCUUGACCAAAAGUACGUUGAGCUUCUAGACUUGUAUUUUUCGGGGAUCCACGAAGCAGACUUUGAGACAAUCGCAUCCCUGAAGGUGCUGCUUGGUGAGCCGGGACUGUUGAUUCUCUUCAAAGAGUGGGUUUGCCAGCAACAAAGCAUUGAGCCGCUCUUGUUCCUCGAGGACUUUUAUAAUGUCAAGCGCUACUUUUCUGAGCUGCAAUCAAUGAACCCCCAAACCACCUCACGAGGGCUGCAAACUUUGUUCAAACUAGCAUUUCAGUACAUUGGCGCCGACGCCCCGAUUGGCCUCAACAUAUCCACGGACGAAACAACCAACAUUCUGGCUCAGCUAGGAAACGGACCCGAGAUUCUUCUCCGGUCUCUCGAGUCUGUAAUCCACCAGCAAGAAGAAAUGCUGGAAAGCCUGGCCACCCGAUUCACCAAAGAGUACAGCAGCGAAAUCACCCCGGCUCUCAAGCAGUACGUCGUAAAACAGCAGCUGUACUAUGCAGUUAAUGUCAUGAUGGCCGAGGCAACCUUGCCUAAGCAAAAGUAUGUGUAA
Messenger RNA from Wickerhamiella sorbophila, 1581 nucleotides. RefSeq names its product Protein SST2. The record is from RefSeq and is a predicted model, not a curated record. The transcript has a single exon. Lineage: Eukaryota; Fungi; Ascomycota; Dipodascomycetes; Dipodascales; Trichomonascaceae. Bases 1 to 1581 code for a protein of 526 amino acids. Gene Ontology annotation, biological process: intracellular signal transduction.